Messenger RNA from Aspergillus welwitschiae, 2412 nucleotides. RefSeq names its product ferric reductase family protein. The transcript has 6 exons. Gene Ontology annotation, molecular function: ferric-chelate reductase activity. NCBI's taxonomy places the organism in Eukaryota, Fungi, Ascomycota, Eurotiomycetes, Eurotiales, Aspergillaceae. Gene Ontology annotation, biological process: intracellular iron ion homeostasis; iron ion transport; copper ion import. The record is from RefSeq and is a predicted model, not a curated record. Gene Ontology annotation, cellular component: plasma membrane. The coding region runs from base 1 to 2412 and encodes 803 amino acids.
AUGCGUUCCCAGGCUGCCAUCCUGCUUGGACUGAGCUGGGCCGUGAGCCCGGUUCUUGCCGGACAGGGCUUGACGAUGUCUGCUCCCAAUCUUGCUGAUUACUGCUUUUACGCUAUAUAUACCUCUAUCGGGUCUUAUACAUUCGAAGGGGCAACUUCGACCUCGUCGAGCUCUAGCUCUGGGCAAGGAUCUUCUUCUAGUCAAAGUAACUCUUCCAGUACCUCUUCACAUGGCUCGUCCAGCAGCUCAAGUGCCCACCGCCGCAGAGCUUUGCGAGAGAAGCGUGGUCACCACGGUGCGAGUUCGACAGGAGGUUGUACAAGCACCGUGGGCGUCAUGUCCUUGUAUGCCAGUGCAAAGGCGUGGUGCAAUGAGGAGCAAUUCAACUCCGCCAUUCCAACCUACUGGGAAAGUCUCUGUGAACAGAGCAGUGUGUCCCUGAUCAGCCUGACCGAGAUCGAGGCCAAUGCCACCGAUGAGUACAUCGCCUCCUUGCCUGUUAUCGACCCGGAAACGAAUAGUACGACCACGACUGGAACCAUUGAAUCCCCUGUCCUCUUGAGCCAUUCCUAUUACAAGCGGGCUUACAAGUCUUACGUUACUCACGACUAUGCUUUGAUCAAAGACAAACGCUAUGGAUGGGGUCUCAUGGGAUACUGGGGCGGUGUCUUGGCACUUGGAAUGAUAGUCAAGGCCUGGAAGUUUGUCCGAUCAAGUAUGAGACUUUCUCAUUCCGGUGACGCCGAGAAGAACAGCGCAGGCCCUCGAAGCAAGGUAUUCGCACCAGUCGCUGCUGUUGCACACUUCAUGCGCACAUACUUUGUGAUUCCUGCCAGCUUCGCUCCCUACCUGUCGAACCACCAACAGCUGUUUCUGUUUCACACCAUCCCCAAACGGCUGGAUAUGCUGAUCGUCUUUGGUUUCUGGGCUGUCGCCAUCAUCUUGUCCUGCGUCAACUACCAGAGUUUUACGGGUAACAUUAGCACGCCGAGUCUGUUCCAGCAGAACUGGCAAUACUCGUCCGACCGCACCGGCGUUCUGUCCUACGCUUGCCUGCCGUUCCUUUGGCUCUUUGCUGGACGCAACAACAUCUUUCUCUGGGCGACCGACUUUAAUGUGCAGUCUUUCAACAUCUUCCACCGUCACACGGCCUGGGUGUGUACCCUUCUUGCCAUUGUUCACUCGAUCGCCUACACUGUAGUCUUCCAGGUUUAUGAUGGCAGAUACCACAGCGCGCUGAAGCAGAACUACUUUUACAUGGGUAUUGUGGCUACGGUUGUUAUGGCAGUUAUGCUCUUCCAGUCUACUACUUGGCUUCGUCAGAAAUUCUACGAGACCUUCCUAAUCAUCCACGUCCUCUUGGCCAUUCUGACCAUCUACGCCUUGUUCCGCCACACUAGCUUCGACGGAACCGUCUACAACGGCUACCUCUGGCCCAUGGUCGCCAUUUGGGGCUUUGAUCGUACAGUCCGCUACGUUCGCAUGCUCUACUGCAACCUCCACGUCAAGUUCGGCAAGGGAUUCAUCUCCACAACCUCUUCCACGGUCACCUACAGCCCCGAAAGCGACUUGAUCCGGAUCGAGAUGUACCCUGCCUCUCAGACCCUGAAGCCUGGCCCGGGUCAACACUACUACCUUUACCAACCCGUCACUCUUCGCGGUUGGGAGAACCAUCCCUUCACUCUGGGAUGUUACGAGAACGCAAACUCGAAGGAAGACUCCUCGAAGCUUAUUUUCUACAUCCGUCCUUAUGACGGCUGGACUAGACGUCUGCGCGACCAAUGCCAGAAGGCUGGCACUGAAAUUCGCCCUAAGCUCCUCCUGGAAGGCCCGUACGGACACCAGGCCCCACUCCACACCUUCGACACAGUCCUCAUGAUCAUGGGUGGAACAGGUAUUGCCUGUGCUGUACCCUACAUUCUGGACCACAUCUCGCGUGUUGAGGCCGGCAAGACCAAUACCACUCGUAUCCAGCUUAUCUGGACAGGCCGCCAGAAGAAGAUCUUCGACGAAGUCUGCUGCAGAGAUCUCUCUGCGGCUUUGGAGCACAGCGACAUCACCACUACACUCUUCUGCACUGACAAGUCGGCUGCCGGAAACGUGAUUGACUCUGGAGCGACCACGCCGACGAAGGAGAAGGAGGCUGCUGCAGAUGCUAUGGCUCUCCAGGACAGGUCCAGCGGGUCUAUUCGCUCCGUCGAGGACCUGAAUGUCGAGCUGCGCUACGGCCGGCCUGCUAUUCGCGCUAGUGUCAUGACUGCUGUGCGUGAGGCGGAGGCUAGCUCAGCCCGCUUGGCUGUUAUUACGUGUGGCCCGGCCGUGAUGGCGGAUGAGUGCAGGUCUUCGGUGUACGAGGCCAUGAAAGGUGGAUUCCAAGAUAUUGAGUACUUCGAGGAGGCAUUCGGAUGGUAA